Molecule: messenger RNA, 2443 nt
Organism: Serinus canaria (Common canary)
Lineage: Eukaryota; Metazoa; Chordata; Aves; Passeriformes; Fringillidae
Gene: SEH1L
Product: SEH1 like nucleoporin
Exons: 9
Coding region: 70-1152 (360 amino acids)
Biological process (GO): positive regulation of TORC1 signaling; cellular response to amino acid starvation
Cellular component (GO): Seh1-associated complex; nuclear pore outer ring
Molecular function (GO): structural molecule activity; protein binding
Source: RefSeq, a predicted model, not a curated record
CCGCCCCCUGCCCCGCCUCGCCCCCCGCGUGAGGCGUGCGCCGUGCGCGCGCGUGGCCGCGGCGGCGGGAUGUUUGUGGCGCGCAGCAUCGCCGCGGAUCACCGCGACCUCAUCCACGAUGUGUCCUUCGACUUCCACGGGCGCCGCAUGGCCACCUGCUCCAGCGACCAGAGCGUCAAGGUCUGGGACAAAAGUGAAAAUGGAGAUUGGCAUUGCACUGCCAGCUGGAAAACACACAGUGGAUCAGUGUGGCGUGUGACAUGGGCCCAUCCUGAAUUUGGGCAGGUCCUGGCUUCCUGCUCCUUUGAUAGAACAGCAGCUGUAUGGGAAGAAAUAGUGGGAGAGUCAAAUGAUAAACUCCGAGGCCAGAGUCACUGGGUCAAGAGGACCACUCUAGUAGACAGUAGAACAUCUGUUACAGAUGUGAAGUUCGCUCCCAAACAUAUGGGUCUUAUGUUAGCAACCUGUUCAGCAGAUGGAGUUGUAAGGAUCUAUGAAGCUCCAGAUGUGAUGAAUCUCAGCCAGUGGUCACUUCAGCAUGAAAUCUCGUGUAAGCUCAGCUGCAGCUGUAUUUCUUGGAAUCCUUCAAGCUCUCGCGCACAUUCUCCAAUGAUAGCUGUAGGAAGCGAUGACAACAGUCCAAAUAUACUGGCUAAGGUUCAAAUUUAUGAAUAUAACGAAAACACCAGGAAAUAUGCAAAGGCAGAGGCUCUGAUGACAGUCACUGAUCCUGUACAUGAUAUUGCAUUUGCUCCAAAUCUGGGAAGAUCCUUCCACAUCUUGGCUGUAGCAACCAAAGACGUACGAAUUUUCACACUAAAACCUCUAAGGAAAGAAUUGACUUCAUCAGGAGGAUUAACAAAAUUUGAAAUUCAUAUUGUGGCACAGUUUGAUAAUCACAACUCCCAGGUGUGGCGAGUGAGCUGGAAUAUUACAGGCACAGUGCUUGCUUCCUCUGGUGAUGAUGGCUGUGUUAGGCUCUGGAAGGCUAAUUACAUGGACAACUGGAAGUGUACUGGUAUAUUGAAAGGUAAUGGGAGUCCGGUGAAUGGUAGUUCUCAGCAGGGAAUUUUUAAUGCCUCUCUAGGUUCAGCCAAUACAAGUCUGCAGAAUUCACUAAAUGGAUCAUCUGCCAGCAGAAAGCAGAGCUGAUACCAAGCUAACUGGAGUAACUUUGGUGUUUUGCUGCUUGUUGCAUGCACACAGGAAUGGAAAACGAACUCCUUUUUCCCCUUCCCCAGCGCCGUUUGACCUCUCCCAAGACACCAGCAGCCUGCUAACUACUAAAUACUGUUCAAAAAGCCUUUUUCAAACACGUUGUGUGCAGUCUUUGUACUAGCCUGCACAGUUUCAUACUGAUGGAACACCUGAUAGAAAAAUAUUUGGAGAGGCAUCUUGUUUGGAAAAAAAACAUAAACAACCCACCCAAACCCCAAAACUUCCAUCAGAACGUAUUUUUGAAAGCUUGUAAAAUUAAAAGAUAGUUUGUGAUUAAAACCAACAAUUUUUGUCCUUGAUUGGGAUGGGAGGAGGGAAACGACCAUUAUAAUAACUUUCAUUAAAAUUGUUUUGAGAACCAGUUUGUUUUGCAUAUCAGAGUGUUCAGCAUUUGAUUAAGAGUCCCUAAACAUUACAAGGUUGUAACUGCUUUGUAAUAUAUGCAACUGUUAGUUCUAAAGGAGUGAGAAAACUGUUUUGACAAUUGUACAGAUGAUGGCUUUUAGUGGUUUGUAAUUGCAUCGUUUAUAUUCUUUAGUAUGACUUCAAAUAAAUGUUUUGUAAGUACUGUCAUACUUCCUUCAUCCUAAAAAAGUACUUUUUCUGUUACAUAUUUGUACAUUCCUGUGGUAGUAGUUAUAAUCACAUGGAGUACUUAAAUUCUCUAAACGUAAUAUCCUUGAAAAAUGCAAACACUUUAGCCAUACAGAGAUAGAAGCCAAAAUACAGUUUGUUGUUAAUUGUCCCAUAAUUUCCUUAAUAAACUGAUAGCUGUUCUUUGUUGUAAGUCCACAGAAUUGUAAACAAGACAGAAAGCAUAAUAUAGUUAUACUAAAAUGCACAAAUGUUACGGGUAAGUUUUAAUAAAAACAGCAGCAAAAUUACAUGGAGUGGCAUAAUUCUGAAUCUUGCAUUCACCAGGAAUCUUGAAUUUACACUGAGGAUUUUGCAGAAAUAUGUAAAUAGAUACAAGGACUGUAUUUCAUUCAAAGCAGUUAUUCUCUGUAAAUGUAUAUCAUUAAUGUAAAAAGUGGUGGUUUUACGUCUCUUCUAGAAAUGCUGUGACGUUAAUUUGAAUUAGAGGAAUAUGCAGCAAGUGUACUUUGAUAGUAUUUAAUGUAUGUUUUGUGUCAUAAACAAAGCAUUACUGAAAGCUGUUAACAAAUCACAGAAAUUCUGGGAGAAUGAAAUCCUGUUAAUAGCUGUACUACACCACCUUUUUGAC